AUGAGUUUACCAGGAGAUGAGGCUGUGAUUGCCACCAAUGAUGAUGCAGCACAGUGUAAGAAGAGUGCUGUUGACCUAGGUUAUUGGGUUGAUCCUUUCCUGGGCUCUUUGGUGAGGCACACCAGCCGGAAACUUCCAGAAAUCAACCGUGGUUAUUAUGCCCGUGUGGCUGGAAUAGAAACUCUCAUCAAGAAGUUCAUUGACAAGUUCAAUGGAAAGUGCCAACUGGUGAACAUUGGUGCUGGAUUUGAUACCUUAUACUGGAGGCUACAGACUUCAGGUCAUAAGGUGAACAAUUAUAUUGAAGUGGACUUGCCAACAGUGACCAGUCGGAAGAUAUCCCUGCUGAAGAAGGUGAAGGAACUUCACCAUACAGAAUUUGUCACUCCUGGUUCUUUCACUUGUGACAUGCAUGCCAAAGACUUUCACAUCAUUGGUGCUGACAUCAGGAAGGUGCAUGAUGUCCAAAUCAAGAUGGAUGCAUGCAACAUUGACACUUCCAUCCCAACUCUUUUCAUUGCAGAAUGUGUUCUGGUAUAUCUGUCUAUCAAGGACAGUACAGAGUUCCUCAAAUGGAUAGCAUCUACCUUCAAGUGUGCAUUUUUCAUAAACUAUGAGCAAGUGAAUUUGUCAGACACAUUUGGAGAAAUGAUGAUAAGAAAUCUUCAUGAUAGAGGCUGUGCUCUUGCAGGAGCAGAUGCAUGCAUGUCCCUUGAUGCACAAAAACACAGGUUUCUUGAAAGUGGCUGGGAUGGUGCUGAAGGUUGGGAUAUGCAGACAGUAUAUGCUAAUCUUCUACCAAAAAAGGAGAUUGAUCGCAUUGAAAAGAUAGAGUUUCUUGAUGAAAAAGAACUAUUGGUUCAGUUGCUCACCCACUAUUGUAUCAGUGUUGCAUGGCUUGACAAACUGAAUGUGGAUUUUAGUUGCAUUCGCUUCUGA
Messenger RNA from Darwinula stevensoni, 939 nucleotides. The record is from the annotation of a GenBank genome assembly. Lineage: Eukaryota; Metazoa; Arthropoda; Ostracoda; Podocopida; Darwinulidae.